AUGGGGCAAACUUCCAUCUCCAACGAUGCCACCUCACCCACAACGGACUCGAUAACUUCCAAUAUCGUCGUCACGUUGACGCAGACAAUACGACCACCAAUUGAUACUGUAACUCUCGAGGUCUCGGUCCUGAACGGCAAUGCUCAGCCGGCAGAAGAUGCAACAAUGUCCGUUGAAACUUCCUCAUACCGUGAUGAAACCCCCAAGCCAUCUCUCACCGACGCAGAAGAAGACGCCGAGUCACCUCUGGACAAUGCAAACUUUCUGUCUUUCGAAGAAUGGAAGAAACAGAAUCUCGCCAAGGUUGGGCAGUCGCCCGACGACAUUGGCCGUGGGCAACCUAUCGAUGCCAACCGCCCAAGACCUGGAAUCAACAACGCUCUGGACACUCUAGGCGAGGAGCAGGAGAUCAAUCUGGACUUUGCUGGCUUUGGAGGAGGUCCUCAAGUGCCCGUAGUGGACAGCCACCCAAGUCGGGGUGGGGUGCGAUCAUCCACUUUGACAUCACCUGAUCAGCAGGAUCUCGCAGCAGGUUCACUACGCUCAAAGGAUGCGGGAAAGACUUGCAAGGAGCGCUCCAACUACGCAUCGUUUGAUUGUGCUGCUACAAUUCUCAAAUCGAACAAAGAGUGCAAAUCGGCAUCCUCUGUGCUUGUGGAGAACAAAGAUAGCUACAUGCUAAACACCUGUUCUGCGGCGAACAAAUUCUUCAUCGYCCAACUAUGUGAUGAUAUCCAGAUUGAUACCAUUGUUUUGGCCAACUACGAGUUCUUCAGCUCAAGCUUUAGACACUUCCGGAUCUCUGUCUCCGAUCGCUAUCCCGUCAAGAUGGAAAAGUGGAAAGAUCUGGGCACAUUUGAAGCCCGCAAUACGCGCGAGAUACAAGCUUUCCUCAUUCAAAACCCCAUCAUAUGGGCGAGAUACCUGCGGAUCGAGUUCCUAUCUCAUUAUGGCACCGAGUACUACUGUCCAGUCAGUGUGCUGAGAGUCCACGGGACAACCAUGUGGGAAGACUACAGGCAUCAAGAAGAGGUUGCCAGAGGUGAGGACGAGGAGGCCACACUGGAAGUGGAGGCUUUGGCAACUCCUCCGGUGCUGCCGGCAGGUGUGGAGCCGACGUAUGAAGUCACCAAGACUGCGGCAGAGGUCGUUUCAAGUGAGGAAACCUUACCAUCUGUUCACUUUGAAAGCACACAAUCCUUACCGGCUACCAACUCUGCUCCGGUCGGUGAGGCAUCGCCCACACACGGGCACUCCGCCUCGAACGAUACGGGGUAUGAUGGAAGGAUGGCUGAGACUGAGACGAUCACAGAGGUCGCGGGCAAGCCGAACAUUACGAUCGCUGACACAGUGACGGAGUCGCCAGAGCCAUCGAAAGCUGUAACAAGUGCAUCGCAUUCCACAACAGGUGAAAUCGCGAAUGGACAUUCUAUAGCACAGAACGCGAACACUUCAAGUACGACAUCACCCCUCUCUCCCCCUGCCACAACCGACACCACCUUUGAACGCGGUCCCAAUGGAUCACAUACUACCACCACCCACGGUGACCGAAGCUCGUCACCAACGAACGAAACAUCGACCGUUCUCACAGAUCAAAGCAUAUCUUCAACUUCGACGGGUCCCGCGAAUCAAACCGCAUCAUCCACAAAUACAACACGUGCAGCGGCCUCGGUAACGGUGUCACAGCCGCCGCAGCCUUCCACUCAAGAGUCCUUCUUCAAGUCCUUCCACAAGCGUUUACAACAACUAGAGAGCAACAGUACCUGGAGUUUGCAAUACAUCGAGGAACAGUCGCGGAUCCUUCGCGACGCAUUCACCAAAGUUGAAAAGCGGCAGCUCGCUACCACCACCAAAUUCCUGUCCCAGUUGAAUAGCACGGUCAUGGCUGAGCUGCAUGGAUUCAGACAGUCAUAUGACCAACUGUGGCAAAGCACAGUCAUCGAGCUGGAAGGGCAGAGGGAGGCCUAUCAGAAUGAAAUGCUUGCCCUCAGCACAAGGCUGACAAUGGUCGCUGAUGAAUUGGUAUGGCAGAAGCGGAUGGGAAUCGUUCAGUCCACGCUUCUUCUGUUGUGUCUCGCAUUGGCCAUCUUCACACGAUCCGAAAAUGGCUUCUUGGRGGUGCCUCUGAUGCAACAAAUGAUGAACAGAUCGUCAACAGCACUGCGAAGUGGGUGGGAAUCUCCGCCGAAUAGCCCCUCUCCUGAUAGCCGGAGUCCAGUAAGCUUGUUCAGGCGGAGAAUAUGGCGCGCAGGUCAGGACGUCGAUCGAUCUGCCUCGGACACGGAGGUGAGCAGGCCACAGAGCCGUGAUCACCCUGACAUUUCCGUUGAGCCGCCGUCCCCGAACGCUGGCUAUACCCAAGAGGACUACUUCGAUGAGCAGGAAGACUCUCACAGUCCGCCAGGCCAGGAGCCAUGCCAGGGAAAGCGAACAAGUCCGAAAAGGCAGCGCAAGAAAGCGAAGAAACCACUGGCAUCUCCUCAUAGUCAUGGGAGAGCGAAGAGUCCUUUAGCGUUGUAG
Ramularia collo-cygni is the source of this 2520-nucleotide messenger RNA. Its product is annotated as related to Sad1/UNC domain protein. The coding region runs from base 1 to 2520 and encodes 839 amino acids. Gene Ontology annotation, cellular component: membrane; cytoplasm. The transcript has a single exon. Lineage: Eukaryota; Fungi; Ascomycota; Dothideomycetes; Mycosphaerellales; Mycosphaerellaceae. Gene Ontology annotation, biological process: protein folding in endoplasmic reticulum. The record is from RefSeq and is a predicted model, not a curated record.